This is a messenger RNA of Pelagomonas calceolata, 1954 nucleotides long. The record is from the annotation of a GenBank genome assembly. Lineage: Eukaryota; Pelagophyceae; Pelagomonadales; Pelagomonadaceae.
GAUUAGGCUCGCGCCGGUAGCGAAUCCAUACGCUGCCGAUCGAAGGCGUACAUUCCUCAGCAGUGGCGAGCGCCGGCGCAGCGGUCCGACGUAGCCGCGCGUCCCAGCGGCGCCGCCUCAAAAGCAACUCCUACGAUGCCAGAGGUAAUAGAAGCCGCGGCCGCGACGAGCGUCGCGUCGGCCGGCGUCGCGGCGGAGGUGACAGCCGCGCCAGCCGAAGAAACGACAAAUGACGAGCCCAUGUUAACACCAGUGGAACAACUAUUUCAAGCGAUAAAAAUGGGCGCCGACGCCGACGCCAUCGUCGCGAAACUCACAGUACCGAACCCCAGAGAACUAGUGCAGUCAAGAGACGCCCAGGGCCACACGACGGCGCACUGGGCUGCUAAGAGAGGAGAACCUUGGCUCUUACGAUUAUUACUAGACAAAGGCGCGUCCGUGAGUGCCGCGAGCGAGGACGACGUCGGCAUGCGGCCGCUGCACUGGGCGUGCACGGAAGGUAGGAUGGCCUGCGCCCGACUACUUGUUGAUCGAGGUGCUGAUGUCAAUGCGAGGGACAAGCAGGGCUGCACGCCGCUGGUCGUGGCCGCGCAGUGGGGGCAAGCCGAUGCCGCUGCUUAUUUAAUUAAGGUAGGCGCCGAUUUUCGAAUUUUCGACCGGCACGACGAUUCGGCUUUACAUUGGGCGGCCUAUAAAGGUAACGUCGAGAUUGUGGGGUUAUUGCACCACCUCGGUCUACCGUUAGAUGAUGCGGACGGCUACGGGCAGACGCCCUUGCAUCUAGCAUCUUUACGAGGCAAUUUGGGCGUCUGCGAAUAUCUGCUGGUGGACGCCGUCACAACCACGAAGACGCGACUCGACCCGGUCGACAAAAAUCAGAAAAGACCAGUAGACCUCGCGACGGAAAAAGGCCAUAGACACGUCGUCCAGUUCCUCAACAGACAAAGACCGGUCUGCGAGCGGGGUGUCAAAGCGUUCGUCCAGGACAACAUGUCGCUGGGAGCGUGCAUCCGCAUGUGUAUUGCCGGCGAGAAGGCGCGGUUCCCCUGGUGCGCCAUGGUCUGUAACAAGCUCCUGGCGUCGUUCAUCUACUUCUUUCUAUUUCUCAACGCGGAGUUUAAUCCGGAUAGUGAUAAAGGCGCGGCGACGCACCCGUUCGACAUUCCCGUGGCGCGCUGUGCAUGAAUCAAUUCACAUGCACCCGACUUACUGGUUGAUUUGUGCACAGGUAUGGGUCCACGCCGCCGCGUUUAACCUACAUGUGGUGGUCUGGUGUUCGUUUAUUUUAUGUUGGUUGGGCGAUCCUGGAGUCAUAAAAGGUACUACGGCCGAAGUCGAGUUAACGAAAGCUUAUGAUGCUUAUUUUGAUCGACUCGUGACCGGAGAACGGGACGACGACGCGGUACCUGUCAAGCUCGACCAUUCGUGCCACAUCGUACGACCUUUGCGGUCGAAGCAUUGCCGCGUCAGUAGGCAGUGCGUCGUCGGCUUCGACCACUACUGCCCUUAUGUGGGGACCACUGUGGGUUUGCAGAAUUACCGGUGGUUUUAUCUCUACUGCGUGUCGUUCACGCUGGCGGCGCUGCAGUGGGAAUGUCUCGCUAUCUCAUACGUGAAGACAUACACGGUGUCGUGGCUAUUCUACGGGGCCAUGGCGUGGUUCGUUUUGUUUAUUAUGUUCGGCUUUGCCAUGAUCACCUAUCACACUCAAUUAGUAUUGUCGAACCUAACAACAAAUGAGCACAUGAACAUGGGCCGCUACGAGCACUUCCGGGAUAGCAAUGGCAUGGUGCGGAAUCCCUGGGACUGCGGUGUUCUCGGGAAUCUGAGCGACCGGUUCCUGCCGCCUCGCGUGGACGACCUGCCUGUGGUCAAGCACUCGUUCAUGGAUGCGGACGUGAAGAAGCCGCUGCUGGCGAAGGCCUAGGUCUUUCUAAGAAUUUUUACGAUUAAA